Messenger RNA from Stegostoma tigrinum, 443 nucleotides. Its product is annotated as complement C5-like. Bases 2 to 346 code for a protein of 114 amino acids. Lineage: Eukaryota; Metazoa; Chordata; Chondrichthyes; Orectolobiformes; Stegostomatidae. Gene Ontology annotation, biological process: synaptic signaling. The record is from RefSeq and is a predicted model, not a curated record. The transcript has 2 exons. Gene Ontology annotation, cellular component: plasma membrane.
GAUGUUGGUUCCUGGAAAGUCUCCAUUGUUGGAGGACGAGAAGCCGUAUCCAAUUGAAGCAGCACAGGCUUCUGCGAUGACUGUGGAAACCACUGCUUAUGCCUUGCUUCAAGCGUUGUCAAGGAAUGAUAUUGACUAUGCAACACCGAUUGCGAGGUGGCCAACGAUGCAACAGAACUAUGGUGGUGGAUUUCACUCGACGCAGACAACAUCAGGUGAAGAUGUGCGUGAUUUCAGCAAGGUGAUGAAAAAUAAGUUCAGAUCAAAGAAACACUUUGCCAAACAUCCUCGCUUGAGUUAUUUACUAGUACAAACAGUUCUAGAAGGCGAGAACCUUGAGAGGUAAGUUUAUUGAUGUGAGAUUUACUAACGUAUCAGUGCUCAUUUGAGAGUUGACAAAUAUUGCAGCAUGAUUCAUUCUGCAGCUUUGCAGGAGAGUGAGG